Mycena citricolor is the source of this 2424-nucleotide messenger RNA. NCBI's taxonomy places the organism in Eukaryota, Fungi, Basidiomycota, Agaricomycetes, Agaricales, Mycenaceae. The record is from the annotation of a GenBank genome assembly.
AAUUGACCGGGUACAUGUCAUAUGUGAACUGGAAACCAAUUUGAGCACUCCUCUCUGCUGAUAUAGAUUUUUCGGUGCCUUUGCUGAUCCUUCCUCCGGCCUGCCGGCCGAGUCCAUCAGAUGUGCACUGCUUUCCUACGCUCGUCACUCGUGACUGUUGACCUUGCCAUCAUUCUCCCACCCAUGUCGGGCCCUCUCCAGUGUAAUGAGCGAAUUUCGCUGCUCGUUUCCCGUGGCAUAUAUCGAGAACGGCGGCGAUGAGCGCCAGAACUGUGGAAGCAGAUCUCCAAGAGUCCGGCGACCUGCUGAUAUCCAGGCGCGUCACUCGCGCGUCUUUAUAUCCUGGUGCAGUUCCUGAUCUCGUUUGUAGAGACAUUCUCGUCAGGCUGUCAGGGAUUCUGGAGGAUCAGGUUGCCAUUCUGCGGCGCAUCGACGAGCGCCAAAAUGCUUCAGACGCGUCGAGGCAGCACCCCAUUACGGAGGUCCUCGCCACGAUCGGCAGUGCCUGGAAUGCGCUCCUCCGAUCGACGCUCACGGAGACGAUCCAGCCCAAGGUGGAACGGUGGAGGAGCGGGCUGGAUGCGCUGUUAGUCUUUAUGGGUCUGUUUUCAGGCAUCGUCACAUCGUUCUUCGUGCCAUCUCUGUCGUCGCUGCAGGAGGACCCGGCCGUGCGUAUGAAUGCGCUCCUGGCCAACCUGACCGACGUCGUCGUCGCUCUGAACGGCGUCCCGCCCGCCUCUCUGACGCUGGCUCAUCCGCACCCGUUCAAACUCGACCCAACAGCUGUGCGGCUCAAUUCGUAUUGGUCGUUCUCGCUGAUUCUCAGCGUGCGUGAUUCCGUCUUUUCGUGCGCGAGUGUCGAUCCGACCGUCCGAUCAGCUCUCUAUCGCAGCGCUCGCGGUCGCCUGCCGCGGCCUGCUCAACACGACGUCGUACACCCACUUCAGCAACCCCGCCGAGAAGUUGAUCGACAUUCGCACGCGCUGGGCGUCCUCGGAGCGGUUUCUCGCGCCGACGAUCGAGCUGCUGCCGCAGAUCCUCGUCCUCCCGGUGCUGCUCUUCAUCGCCGGGCCGCUCGACACGCUCUUCUCCAACGUGCUGCAGCUCUCUCCCGUUGCCAUCCCCAUCCUCUUCACAUCGGGCGCCGCGCUGCUGUUCACCGCCUGCGUCGCCUUGCUCCUGCUGUAGACCCUCGCUCGGCGCAGCCUCAAUCCAGCCGGGCCCCUCGGCCUGCGGCGUUGUGCCACGGCGGCAGAGUUGCUCUCGGACCGAGCGCCAGCGGUGUACCACGCCGCCGUGCAGGCGACGCACGACGAUGCGGCGCUUGCAACGCAUCCGCCGCGCUGUACCAGAUCAUGCAGACCAGCGCGCCGUCGUGGUCGCGCUACGGGCGGGGGCUGGCCGGCGAGGAGCGGCACACCCUGCUGCAUCUGUUGUCGCCCGAGGCGAGUGUGCGGAGUAGCCGAGCCGCGGUGCAGAUCAUCAUCUCCCGGGUCCACGACGCGAGCCGGCUGCAGUACUCUGCUGCAGCCAUGUGUGCGCUUGUUCCCGCCUUCAUCGACGCGGCCCGGCGGGAGCCGCGGGCCGACUUGUGGUCUCCGCCGUUCACUCGUGCCAUGGCGAUCGUCGCGAAUGCAGGAAGCGUCGUAGACGCCUAUCCCCCGGUUCUGUGCAUCAUGACGUCCGAGUACAUCGACGUCAGCCAGCUGCCGACCAAUAGCAAUCCGUCAUAGAACUUCGCCGCGCGCAGCAAGACCAUUACGCUACUGGUGGAGGUGCUGUUCGAGAAAGUCGUCGAGAACGGUGACGCGGCUCUGGCUUUCCACGUAGCCGGUCUCUCGGUCGGCAAGGCAAAUACCGGGCCCAUCAAUCCCACUCGCAUCUGUACUUUCUGCACAAGAAUAUUCCGGCACUCGAGACGCUCCUGCGGUGGCUCCUCUCGUGCACGGGCCCCACAGCGGCCAUCCGUGCCGUGCAGACGCUUGUAGGAGUGCGGAUGUGUGGAUGGUCGUGCUGUUCCACGUCGUCUGCACGCUCGGCAGGGUGUGUCUCAGUCUCCCGCCCGGUGACCAGGAGACACACGCGCACGUGGCGCAGCUGUGCGCCUCGGCGCUGCGCAAAGAUAGCGCUCCAGCACCAGUUCCAUCCGCAGAUCCCGGCCCCCGUUCGGCCUCGUGGCACAAGCGGUGGAUGCCCUCGGCGUCCUCAGCACGGGAGUUGAAAGCGAGCUUCCUUUUGGGGCUUCUCUCCGAACGCUGUGGUCGGGAUCGGUUCCCGCGCGUCAUCCUCGUGGGCGGUGGACUCAAAAUGACUCUAACUGACAUGUUCACACUCAUACUGGCUCAUAGUUACUCAUACUCAUACCGCCUCAGUCUCAAUCAUAUACUUAUGCAUGUGUGUGUGCUUCGAAUGGACUGGAUGCAG